Molecule: messenger RNA, 780 nt
Organism: Aspergillus mulundensis
Lineage: Eukaryota; Fungi; Ascomycota; Eurotiomycetes; Eurotiales; Aspergillaceae
Gene: vosA
Product: protein vosA
Exons: 5
Coding region: 1-780 (259 amino acids)
Source: RefSeq, a predicted model, not a curated record
AUGUCCUGCAGCCUUUACGAUGCUCAGGAAGAUGCGCCAGCUCCCGUUCCACCGUCGACUGCGAUGACUGGGACAUUGGUUUCGUCGCUGCACCGGUUGAAGGAUGUGGACAACACAGACGGCGGGUUCUUCGUGUGGGGCGACUUGUCCAUCAAGAUUGAAGGAGAGUUUCGGUUGAAGUUCUCGCUCUUUGAAAUGCGAAAGACAGAUGUUGUAUUUCUGAAGUCCAUCAUUUCGGAGCGAUUUACUGUCUCGCCGCCAAAGAGCUUCCCGGGAAUGGCCGAAUCAACCUUUCUUUCCAGAUCUUUCGCAGACCAAGGGGUGAAGCUCAGGAUUCGCAAGGAGCCACGAACGUUAAUAAAGAGGUCAGCACCACGGCCAGAAGAUUAUGCCCAGAGUAUCCCUCCGCGGUCUCCUGAACGAGCGUCGAUGCAGAUCCCUGGAAGUGGCUAUCCUGCGCCCCCAUACCAGUCCGCGAGUCGGGACUAUGGUGGAUACUACGCGCCCGUAAAGCGCCAGCGCACAUCAGUGGACUAUGGCACUAGAGGCAUGUACGAUGCAGACGGGCGCAUGCGUCAGAUGGAGGCAUACCCCCAGACUGCGGCCAUGUAUGGCCAAUCAGGCGGCUAUCCGGCGCCUAUGAUGGGAUACCCAUCAGGACACGCUGGUGUUCCUGAUUAUGCGGUUCGUCAACCUCAGAAUUAUUGGUGGCCUGCCAAUGAGGAUCAUCUCGAACCCAAGAGCGAGAGCGGUUCCAAGGGUGGGGAGAAGUGGCAGUAA